AUGAAGGGGAGGAAAUUAACAGGUAACACAGAGGGAGCUAAUAACCAAGGAAGUGGUGAAGCUAAAGGCGAAACACACCCGGUCUCCCCCUUUGUCCGGCUCUACGUGUACGCCCUGCACGGCUGCCUCUGCGAGGUGGCCUUCACCGCCGUUUACGACUGGGUCGGCACGCGGGACGGUAGGCUGGCGGGCCACAGCAGCCUCUGGGCGCUGCCCAUGUACGCCGGCGCCAUCUACCUCAUCGAGGGCCUGAGCGCCCGCCUGGUGGCCCGGCGCCGCCCGCUGCCCGUGCGGCUGGCGGCCUACACCGCCUUCAUCUACCUGUGGGAGUUCGGGUGGGGCGCCGGGCUGAGGCUCCUCGGGGCCUGUCCCUGGGAUUACUCGGGUCACGGCUAUAACUUGGCCGGGCUGGUGACUUUGGAGUAUGCGCCGGCCUGGGCCACGGCGGCAUUUCUGGCAGAGCAGUUCGUUAUUCGGAACACUUUAAGGAUAAGACUGCACAACUGA
Molecule: messenger RNA, 507 nt
Organism: Menidia menidia (Atlantic silverside)
Lineage: Eukaryota; Metazoa; Chordata; Actinopteri; Atheriniformes; Atherinopsidae
Source: the annotation of a GenBank genome assembly